UCUUCUUGCUAGCAACGCCUCCAGUCAGGACGCUUUCGGCGGGUUCCGUUAAAAUGGCUGUUACUGAGAGUGAAACCCCAAAGCAAGAACAAUCGUAGUGGGUACAACUGCAUCGCUGGUGUCUGAUAAGGAAAACUAAAGACUGCAACGCAAUGGCUGCCCUAGAUCAAAAGUCCCCCAACGUCCUCCUCCAAAGUCUUUGCUGCAGGAUCACUGGAAAGAGCGAAGCUGAAGUAGCCCACCAGUUCCAGUAUGCUGUGAGAGUCGUCGGGAGUAACUAUGCUCCCACCAUUGAGAGGGAUGAGUUCCUAGUGUCAGAGAAGAUCAAAAAAGAACUGCUGAAGCAGAGGAGAGAGGGUGACGCUGCCCUGUUCUCUGAGCUCCACAGAAAGCUGCAGACUCAGGGGGUGCUGAAACACAGGUGGUCUGUCUUAUACCUGCUGCUCAGUCUAUGUGAGGACCCCAGGAAACCGUCCAGGGUUGGCAGCUAUGGGGCGCUGUUUGCCCAGGCCCUCCCCCGGGACGCCCACUCCACCCCGUUCUACUGCACUCGGCCCGGGAGCCUUCCCCUCAGCUACCCCGAGCGCUCGGGGCCCGGGGGCUCCCAGAUCUCCACCAGCAUGGGCACCAGUGGCAUCAGCAGCCUGGGGGUGUACUCCCUCAACGGGCCCACACCCACCCCUCAGCCCCUGCUGGCUGGACACCCACCCCAGACAGCAGGGCAGCAGCUGGGCUCUCGGCUGGCGUGGGCCCUCCCCAACUCCUCCGCCCUUGCACCUACCUCACGGGCCCCGCUCGGCCCCUCACCCCUGUCCACCCGGGCCCCCAGGCCACGCCAUGACGGGGACCUCACUGCGGAGGUUGGUGAGGCUGCACUGGUCAGAGACAUCCUGUAUGUCUUCCAGGGGAUCGACGGCAAGUUCAUUAAGAUGAGCAACACAGACAACUGCUACAAGAUCGACUCCAAGGUGGUGCUCUGUAAGUCUCUGAGGGACACCAGUAGCCGAUUGGCUGAGCUGGGCUGGCUCCACAACAAGAUCAGGAAGUACACUGACUCGCGCAGUCUGGACCGAGCCUUUGGCCUGGUGGGACAGAGCUUCUGUGCCUCCCUGCAUCAGGAACUGAAGGAGUACUACAGACUUCUGGCAGUGCUGCACUCACAGUUGCAGGUGGAGGAUGACCAGGGAGUGAACCUGGGAGUGGAGAGCAGUCUGACCCUCAGACGUCUCCUAGUCUGGACCUACGACCCUAAAGUCCGCCUCAAAACCCUGGCUGCCCUCGUUGACUUCUGCCAAGGGAGGAAGGGAGGGGAACUGGCGUCAGCGGUCCAUGCCUAUGGGAAGACAGGGGACCCUCAGAUGAGAGCUCUGGUGCAGCACAUCCUCAGCCUGGUGUCACAUCCCAUCCUCAACUUCCUCUACCGCUGGAUCUACGACGGAGAGCUGGAGGACACUUACCAUGAGUUCUUUGUGGCGUCUGACCCCACGGUGAAGACAGACAGACUGUGGCACGACAAGUACUCACUGAGGAAGUCCAUGAUACCCACCUUCAUCACCAUGGACCAGGCCCGCAAGGUUCUGCUCAUUGGAAAGUCCAUUAACUUCCUGCAUCAGGUGUGCCAUGACAGAACCUCACCAGGGAAAAUCACCCCGGCCUCCAAGUCUACAGACUCCCCCAAAGAUGCUGCAGAGCUGUUAUCAGACCUGGAGGGGGCGUUCCAGGGGAAGAUAGAUGCAGCCUACUUUGAAACCAGCAAGUACCUGCUGAAUGUGCUCAACCAGAACUAUCUGCUGCUGGAGCACCUGCAGGCCAUGAGACGAUACCUGCUGCUGGGCCAGGGAGACUUCAUACGCCACCUCAUGGACCUGCUAAAACCAGAGCUGGCCCGCCCAGCCACCACUCUGUACCAACACAACCUGACAGGCAUCCUGGAGACAGCCGUGAGGGCCACCAACGCCCAGUAUGACAACGCUGAGAUCCUCAAGAGACUGGACGUACGCCUGCUGGAGGUGUCUCCCGGAGAUACGGGCUGGGACGUCUUCAGUUUAGACUACCACGUAGAGGGUCCUAUCGCCACGGUGUUCACACGGGAGUGCAUGAGCCACUACCUGCGGGUGUUCAACUUCCUGUGGCGAGCCAAGCGUAUGGAGUACAUCCUCACCGACAUCUGGAAGGGACAGAUGUGCAACGCCAAGCUGCUUAAGAGCAUGCCAGAGCUGUCUGGCGUGCUGCACCAGUGCCACAUCCUGGCCAAUGAGAUGGUCCACUUCAUCCACCAGAUGCAGUACUACAUCACCUUUGAGGUGCUAGAGUGUUGUUGGGAUGAGUUGUGGAACAAGGUAGAGAAGGCCCAGGAUCUAGACCACAUCAUCGCUGCCCACGAAGGAUUCUUAGACUCUGUCAUCUCCCGUUGCCUACUGGACACCAACAGCAGGUCCUUGUUGAACCAGCUGAGGGCGAUCUUUGACCAGAUCAUAGAGUUCCAGAGUGCCCAGGACUCUCUGUACCGCUCUGCCCUGGAGGAACUCACCCUGCGGCUGCAGUACGAGGAGCGGAAGAAGCAGAGGGAUUCUGAGGGUGAGUGGGGCGUGACGGCUGAACAGGAGGCAGAGGAGAACAGGAGGAUCCAAGAGUUCCAGGAAACCAUACCAAAAAUGCGCUCUCAGCUACGGAUACUAACACACUUCUACCAGGGCAUAGUGCAGCAGUUCCUGGUGCUGAUAAUGACUAGUCCAGACGAGAGCCUGCGCUUCCUCAGCUUCAGACUGGACUUCAACGAGCACUACCGGGCCAGAGAUCCCCGUCUGAGGGCCUCGCUGGGGACCACCAGGGGCCGACGGCCCUCCAACAUCUGACCUGACGCACACCACCAUGUCAUCACAUGGGGACAGAGAGCCACACAGAAUCUGCCUUGAUAGUAUUUAUAUAUGACAUGAAGAUGACAUUAAAUUAGGGCUAGAUGGAAUCUGUUGUGAUGAUAUCACAAUAGAACCAGACAGAACAUUGACAUCACAAAAGAGCCAGACAGAAUCUGUUGUGAUGACAUCAUAAUAGAGCCAGGUGGAGAUGAUGCCACAUUCAAAACAACUAGGAACUCUGAAAUCUCUGACUUCAGUGUGUUCAAAACAACUGGGAACUCUGUAUAAAAAAAAAACAAGCUCCAACUUGGAAAACCUGUUUUGAGCGGUCAUCCAACUCGGAAUUCCAAGUCAGGAACUCGGGGCCUCUUUCCAGUGCUCUGACUUUCCGACCUGAUGAUCACUGACGUUAUGAUUUGACCUAGUUUUUUUCUGAAUUCCCAGUUGUCUUGAACGCACAAUAAGAGGAUGAUGUGGUGACUUCACAGAUUCCAUUUGGCCCUGCAUUUUAACACCUCAAGACAAAUAGGGCUAACUGGGAUUCAUUUCACUAUGACAUAAACAAACAGAACAUUUUGAAACCCUGCCUCCUCCCCCAAUGUCAUUGGCAAAUUACUCACACAAACAAACACACACGCUCAAUUCACCAUACACACACACACAUCCACGUUUCCCACUCUUUCACAGUCCCCUCUUGGGAGGUGUGGUUUUAGAAGCCUUUCGUUUUAGUAGUCUGCCUCCAGCCUCCAGCUGUGUUCACCCUCACCUCUUUGAGGUGUCUGAUAGGCUACCAUCACCGUGUGAAUUUCAUAUUGUACAUUUGAUAAUGAACAGAAUGUCUUGAUUUGAUUGGUUUGUUUAGAUGUUCUGUGAAUAUUUUGUUUCGUUUUUCUUACUGACGUUUGUUUAUUUUUCAUACCAGUGUCUUAAAGUCUGCGGUGUGUUUUAUAACUGUUAAUAAACACUUAUAGCUGUUUAACAACUGUGUUAUGGAACCAACACAGCAGGCUCCCACCCACCUCUCUAAAGAGAUUCAAGAACAAUGCCCACAGCCCCUAAGGCUAAAAGACGGACAGACAUUAUGAUUUUAUUGGUGUUUUGUAUUAUUUAACUGGGUUUCUCUUGAUUCUCCUUGCAGACUAUGGCCUCUGUUCUGCAUGUCAAACUGUCAUGUUGAACCAGCUCAAUUCCUUAAUUGUACAAGACAGAUUUGUCAAACGUGUUGCACCCAACUUAUGCCACUUUUCUCUUCUGACCACUCAGACGAACCUGGGAAAAUACUUUUGUCAUACUGCGACAUUAAACCUUGAAGAAGCUACAAGUGGAAUGGUGACAUAACUAGCCAUUCAAACCCCCCUAUGAUGGAGUAUACUGUAGUAUUCAGGUGUAUCUCAAUAGUCAGAGAUGGCUUCCUCACCUCCCUUCCCUUUUCACUGAUCUGAAAGCGAUAUGGAAGAUGCUUACCAGGACUUGCUUUCAUUCACCUGUCAGCAGAGCAGGUGAAGGAAAGGAGGCAAGGAAGCUAUUGUGUGCGUCCUAAAUGGCACCAUACAUAAUAGGGCGCCAUACAAAAUAGGGUGCCAUUUGAGAUGCACCCUUUAGUGUUUUAACCUCUCCCAGCAGGCUCCCCUGUCUUUCUUUCCAAUCACAAGUUCUCAUCGGGGUGUGCCAAGAGAAGAUGCUACUGCAAGACCUCUGUCUGUAAAUCCUGUCCAUUGUAUAGCACAGAUGUAUAGAAAUGACAUGCCAUGGACACAAACAUCCUGUCAUCUCUUUAAUAAUAAAGUCAAGUUUUUUACAGUU
Molecule: messenger RNA, 4661 nt
Organism: Oncorhynchus nerka (sockeye salmon)
Lineage: Eukaryota; Metazoa; Chordata; Actinopteri; Salmoniformes; Salmonidae
Product: gamma-tubulin complex component 3 homolog
Exons: 21
Coding region: 153-2855 (900 amino acids)
Biological process (GO): cytoplasmic microtubule organization; spindle assembly; meiotic cell cycle
Cellular component (GO): gamma-tubulin complex; equatorial microtubule organizing center; centrosome
Molecular function (GO): microtubule minus-end binding; gamma-tubulin binding
Source: RefSeq, a predicted model, not a curated record